AUGCUGAGGAGCUGCGGCCGCCUGGUGAAGUGGCUCGACUACUUGCUGGCCCCCAGAUGUGCCCUCCGGGCUGCGACAGUCUCGCUGCAUUCCACCCACAUGCCAUUCGCCAAUACUGCUGUGAGUACAGGGGAAGACAGCAACAGCAAUUGUGAGGAGUGUUCUUGCUAUGAAAACGAAACGCAGGUCUUCUUGGUCUGGCCUCUUCCAUCAAGGAAGCCAAAGGAUUACGCCCUCCCUAACUCCAGCUGGAGCAAAGACAUGAUGGAGCAGUUCGACAAGUUCAUGUCCAUGUCCAAAGAUGGGACAUGGAAAAGGAUCCCUUCUCAUAGUCAUAUUGAGAACAGCAUUCCAGAACACAUGAUGCAAAAAAUAGAGGAGGAGAAAAAGAACAGAGACACCCGGUAUUUCUGCCGAAGCAUCAGCACUGAAGGUCUUGGUUUUGAAUACGUGAUGUUCUUCAACCCAUCGCAGAAAAGAAUGGUGUGCAUUUUCCAGCCAGGUCCCUAUCUGGAAGGGCCUCCGGGGUUUGCGCAUGGUGGGUCUAUCGCCACCAUGCUUGAUGUAACUAUUGCGCUUUGUGCCAUCUUUGCCGCCGAUGCAAUUCUAACCGCUAACCUCAGCAUAAACUAUAAGAGCCCUGUUCGUCUAGGUUCCGUAGUCCUCGUAGACAGCAAACUGAACAGGAUCGAGGGCAGGAAGGCAUUCUUCUGCGGUCAGGUACAAAGUGUGGAUGGGCAGACACUUCAUGCUGAGGGCACAGCUCUGGUGCUCCAACUGGAUCCCAGCAAGCCUAUCCAGCAAUAUAUCUGUUCCAAGUAA
Messenger RNA from Eublepharis macularius, 822 nucleotides. RefSeq names its product acyl-coenzyme A thioesterase THEM4-like. The transcript has 6 exons. Bases 1 to 822 code for a protein of 273 amino acids. The record is from RefSeq and is a predicted model, not a curated record. NCBI's taxonomy places the organism in Eukaryota, Metazoa, Chordata, Lepidosauria, Squamata, Eublepharidae.